Molecule: messenger RNA, 1267 nt
Organism: Panthera uncia (snow leopard)
Lineage: Eukaryota; Metazoa; Chordata; Mammalia; Carnivora; Felidae
Gene: MCHR2
Product: melanin concentrating hormone receptor 2
Exons: 5
Coding region: 1-1023 (340 amino acids)
Biological process (GO): neuropeptide signaling pathway
Cellular component (GO): membrane; neuron projection
Molecular function (GO): neuropeptide binding; G protein-coupled receptor activity
Source: RefSeq, a predicted model, not a curated record
AUGAAUUCACUUUAUUCAUCCUGUUGGAACACCUCUGCUGAACUUUUGAACAAAUCCUGCAAUAAAGAGAUUGCUUAUCAAACCCUCAGCAUUGUGGAUACAAUUAUCCUCCCUUCUAUGAUUGGGGUUAUCUGUUCACUGGGGCUGGUUGGCAACAUCCUCAUUGUAUUCACUAUAAUAAGGUCCAGGAAAAAAACUAUUCCUGACAUUUAUAUCUGCAACCUGGCUGUGGCUGAUCUGGUCCACAUCAUUGGAAUGCCUUUUCUUAUUCAUCAGUGGGCACGGGGAGGAGAGUGGGUGUUUGGGGGGCCUCUCUGCACCAUUAUCACAUCCCUGGAUACUUGCAACCAGUUUGCCUGUGCUUCCAUCAUGACUGUAAUGAGUGUGGACAGGUACUUGGCUCUCGUCCAACCAUUUCGACUUACAAGUUGGAGAACGAGGUACAAGACCAUCCGCAUCAAUUUGGGCCUUUGGGCAGCUUCCUUUAUUCUGGCAUUGCCUGUCUGGGUCUACUCGAAGGUCAUCAAAUUUAAAGACGGCGUGGAGAGUUGUGCUUUUGAUUUAACAUCCCCUGACGAUGUACUCCGGUAUACACUUUAUUUGACAAUAACAACUUUUUUUUUCCCUCUGCCUUUGAUUUUGGUAUGCUAUAUUUUAAUUUUAUGCUAUACUUGGGAGAUGUACCAACAGAAUAAGGAUGCCAGAUGUCAUAAUCCCGGUGUUCCAAAGCAACGAGUGAUGAAGCUGACAAAGAUGGUGCUGGUGCUGGUGGCAGUCUUCAUCUUAAGUGCUGCCCCCUAUCACGUGAUACAACUGGUGAACUUACAGAUGGAGCAGCCCACGCUGGCUUUCCAUGUGGGUUAUUAUCUCUCCAUCUGUUUCAGCUAUGCCAGCAGCAGCAUUAAUCCUUUUCUCUACAUCGUGCUGAGUGGAAAUUUCCGGAAACGCCUGCCUCAAGUGCAAAGGAGAGUGACUGAGAAGGAAAUCAACAAUAUAGAAAAUACCUUGAAAUCCAGCUUUUAGGAGAGCACACGUAUCACCAAAAGUCUAGAUAGGCUUGUCUAUGUUAUUGGUAUUAUUAGAAAGAGCAGGUGAAACAGUGUGCUUAUGUGCAUCCUUCCUGUGUAUUUGUGACUCUCAGUAGCAUGGAAUGGAAGUGUAACCAUUCAAAUGCAAUGAGUUUAAUAUGCUAACUUUAGUAAGAUGUAAAAUAUUUGUUCACGUUGGGAGUAUAGAAAGGGAUAGUCUAAGAUCCCUGAGCUCCAUG